Bacidia gigantensis is the source of this 753-nucleotide messenger RNA. RefSeq lists its product as uncharacterized. NCBI's taxonomy places the organism in Eukaryota, Fungi, Ascomycota, Lecanoromycetes, Lecanorales, Ramalinaceae. Bases 1 to 753 code for a protein of 250 amino acids. The transcript is spliced from 2 exons. The record is from RefSeq and is a predicted model, not a curated record.
AUGGAUUACAGAGGUGCGCCAGGCUUGGAAUUUGGUGAUGGCAACACGAGGCUUGAUCCAAGUGUUGCGAAGGGUGACCUGCUCAUUUCGACAGAUCUUGACAAAGCUGACUUCCUCAAAGCGCUACCGGAAGGCAGCAAAGUCAUCGCCACUGAUGCUCAUGGCAUCAGUUUCUGGGCCAACACCGGCCGUCUGGAUGUUGAGCUUGCCGGUGGUUCGCCACAUGCGUACUUCAUCAAAGUAAUCUCGAAUGAUGUUGGUUUGAAUAUGCCCAUCGCUUAUGGCACCUACGAGACGAUACCCGAUACGCACUUCUACAUCUGCGACUUUCGAGAGAUGAUAGAUGACAUGCCAGACCCGCAUAGAUUUACUACUCGCCUAGCAGCACUCCAUCAAAAGAGCAGGUCACCUGAAGGCAAGUUCGGUUCCGAAGACACGACGUUCAAUGGCAAUUUGCCACAGCUCGGUGGAUGGGAAGCGAGCUGGGAGACCUACUUCAGUAAGAGUAUGAGACUUGCUCUCGAUCUCGAAAUCAAAGCUAAAGGCCACGAUACUGAGCUUGAUAACCUAAUCCCAACACUAUUUGACAAAGUUAUUCCACGGCUGCUACGCCCGCUUGAAAGCGAAGGACGGUCAGUCAAGCCGUCGCUUGUCCAUGGAGACCUGUGGUACGCCAAUUCUGGCAUAGAUGUCAACACAGGCGAUCCCAUCAUCUUUGAUGCGUGUAGCUUCUAUGCCCACAAUGAGUGUUAG